Molecule: messenger RNA, 541 nt
Organism: Dentiscutata erythropus
Lineage: Eukaryota; Fungi; Glomeromycota; Glomeromycetes; Diversisporales; Gigasporaceae
Source: the annotation of a GenBank genome assembly
GACAUUAAAAAAGAAAUUGAUAAAAGCCAAGAUAUUGAAUUAGGGGCAAAUGAGAAUUUUGAAAAUAUAAUUAAAAGUCUGGUUGAUCUAUAUGGGAUUGAAAAACUGAAAGAUAAAAUUGUAGAACCAAUUAAAGAACAAAAAUUAGCUCAUGGGUUGGAGCAAACUGCCAAGAAUUUACAAGAAUCGGUUCAAAAAAAAACUUCUGGGUGGCCACUUGCAGGAGUUUGGAAUUUUUUUAACAAAGGUUCUUCUAUAAAAGGCUAUUGUUUAGGAACAUGUAAAGAAUGUGGAUCAUUUUGGGCACAUGCUAAAUCUGUGGAUUUAGAAGAGCAUUUAGCUCUAGAUUGUCCUACUCAAAAUAAGGAUGUUAUAGAUUUUUAUACUCAAAUUAUUGCUAAUCAACAAAGUCAUAGCCAAGCAGCAUCUCAGAAAAAUAUACUUGGUGCUGAACCAAAUAAAAAAAAACAUAAACUAACAAGUAAUCAAGCAACAUUAUCUGAGUUUUUAGAAAGCACUAAACUAACUCCACAACGUGAAU